Molecule: messenger RNA, 2031 nt
Organism: Fusarium graminearum PH-1
Lineage: Eukaryota; Fungi; Ascomycota; Sordariomycetes; Hypocreales; Nectriaceae
Exons: 9
Coding region: 1-2031 (676 amino acids)
Biological process (GO): regulation of DNA-templated transcription
Molecular function (GO): DNA-binding transcription factor activity, RNA polymerase II-specific; zinc ion binding
Source: RefSeq, a predicted model, not a curated record
AUGUCCCCUUACAAAUCGUUGUCCUUACAAGCCGAAACACCAUGUCUCCAGAGAUGCAAGAUCCCAGCAACAGGAGAUCCUCCUGUGACCAGUGCAGUACAACGACCCGCAAUUUCCGCUCAUAUCCGGGGACAAAAGAAGCUCAAAUGUGAUGGCGGGUACCCGUAUUGUGGAAGAUGUUCCAGUAUAUCAGAGACGUGCAUAUACUCAGCCAAGCUGCCCAUGGGAAGACCCAAAAAGAGAAAAAUCAGCGAGGUCCCUCACAGCAGUGCCGAGAGCAGGACCUCACCGUCAACUUUGGCUACAAGUAUCACAAGCGAGACGGGGAGUGAAGUUGGGCGGAGGUCAAGUUUUGAUAACUGUCAACACAUGUCGGAUGAUACAACGCUGGAGAUGUCUCUUGGACCAGAUACAAACGUUGAUCCCACGCUAUUGGCUUUCGAGACAGACCCCGGUCAGCAAAGUUGCGCGUGUCUUGCAAAUCUAUACCUUUCGUUAGAAGAAAUCCGAAAAGCAGAUGACUUGCCCUUUACAUCUCGAUUAUCAGUGUUGCGUCAUUUGACAACCACAGCAGGAGGAAUUAUUCAGUGUCAAAUAUGUCCCACCAAGUUUCUCUGGGCGAUGCAGAACGCUCAGCUUCUUAACACUUUGAUCAUAUCCCUGGGAGAGGGGUACAAGAAGAUUGUGAAAUCUGUUGAGGACGAGAUGAUACGGGCUCAAGAAGCGAAAGAAGCAAAGAUUUUGACUAUUACCGAAGACCAACAGCCUGGCACGCCGGGAUUCCAAAUGAACCUGGAUCCAGAAGAUUGGCAGAACAUUGCAAACAAAGCCAUCAAAGCGGAGCUGUUUGGCACGAAACACUCCACAACGACGUCGUUUGUGGAAAUGCUGCAGUGGAUGGAGGAUAGACAAAAUGCAUGGCACUCAGGGCAUACUCAUCUUCCUCCAGGGAUUGGGACCCGUAUGCACCAUCAGAUGCAUGAGAAGGAACCGCAUUGUGUUUCGGUUGUGAAGCAUACUAGGGAUAUGCACAGGGAGACUGACUCAUUCCCCCACAUAUGUUGGGUCAGGAGUUGGAAAGCUAUGCAAGAGUUAGAUCAGACAAAGAGAAAUUGCUUAUGGCCGUUCACCGAUGCACCUCACUACAGCCUCAUGGGAAUUCUGAUCAAGGUAUUGCAUUGCUGGCACUUGAAAGACGCAGCCACUUAUGGGGUACUUGCCAAGGAGUGGAUGGAUAGAACAAACCUCACUCCUAGCAAAUGGUGUUCGAGAGUUGAGCCUCAUUGGCCUAACCAGUAUUUACCUGAGGCGAAGGAGGCCUCGACCUCGGUUAUGCUCACCAGUGAGAGCACGACGCAGAGCAAACAGCCCGACAACCUCUCACCCACAUCCCGACCACUGAUCUCAGGUAUGGAGUUAUCUCCCGAGAUCAACCAGGCUUCGGCUCGGGCCGUUGGUCUGACUGGAAGCACUGCAUUGUCCAUCAACAGAAGCGAAUCAUACGUUAGUUCUGGAGCCACCUUUAUUGGUGAUGGCUAUCAACACAACGGAAAUCAUACCCAGUACAACGACAAUUCACUCAACUUGGCUCCCACAUUCGCAUUCAAUCUGAAUAUCUACCUGGAUUCAGCAAUGUUGUGUUCUCUGGUGCAGUAUGGACCCCCGCAUCCGCUGGAAAGGAAAUGUACGACCAGCGGCCUGGAUAAUAUACUGAUAUUGGCUCAGGUUCAUAAUCUUAUCAAGACUUGCCAAGCCUAUACAAGUAUUGGGAUUAUGAGGGAUUUAGCCGAGUUGAACUGCGUGAUCCCCCCGCAGCCGAGUGGUUUAGUUAUGUCACUCAUCUGGCCCAGUGACUUGGCUCCGAAGUACAUAUCACAUUGUAGAUCAGUAUGGAGGUAUGGAAAACAUAGAAUAGGCGGUAGGGCCUCAAUUUUAUCAGGUGGACGCAGUCAUCAACGUGGCGCAGGUAGUAGAUACAAACCUACACCGAAACUUCAAGAUACAUCUGAGUUUUCAACUUGUGCCUUGUGA